AUGGCUGGCAGCUCCAGAUCCGUCUCGCCGUCUAGUUCCACCUCGGACGUUGCGCUUUCUGAUUCGAGCAUCAAGCUGGAAGUAGAGAACGAUUCACCAGAGCCGACAAAACCAUCCACUUCUUAUCGGCCCAUCGCCUCCUUACCAUCGCGUUCAUCCCCAUCGGCACCAUCUCGAGGCGUCAUCGAUCCAGCCGCGCAGGAGUUUGUACCCUCUGCGCUUUCCUCAGGGGGUUCAUCCGCUUCUCGCGUGCGACAUGCACUGCCUUCGAAACCAGGUACAAACCUGCCCACACCUUUUCCGUCGACUAGCGGAACACCAGGAGCUACCGCCGCCAACGGCGCGACCCCUUCCUCCGUGACACAGACCGCCUCUCCGAAGCGAGUAAGGGUGGGAGCUGAUUUGGUUCCGCAGGCUCCCAAGGUGCCAAAGACGUUGGCAGAGAAAAGUGCCAGGCCGCACUUGAUCGUGGUGCUAGAACAAGCUUGCUUGGAGACGUACAAGAUGAGCAGCGGCCCAUCCAGUAGCGGCGGCGGCGGCAGUGGGGGAUAUGGCGGAGGUGGUGCCAUGGGCGGAUCUAGUAGCCGUGGUCGAAGCAAGGACCAAGGAGGAGACAAGUACGCCUUAUUGAAUUGCGAUGACCACCAAAGGGUGCUCGCCAAGAUGGGCAGAGAUAUUGCUGAAGCUCGGCCAGACAUUACACAUCAGGUGAGCCUCUUGUGAGAGCAAUCGGAUUUUUUCACGCACUGGACGUGCUGUUGGAAUAGACUGCUUCAUGCGUCUAUGCACAAGCUUGGUGACGCUAAUCACUACGGUUUCGCCGACAUUCUCCAGUGUCUGCUUACGCUCCUGGACUCGCCCCUGAAUAAAGCGGGAUUGCUGCAAGUCUAUAUACACACCGCGCGAGGUGUCCUGAUUGAGGUCAAUCCGCACGUCAGAAUUCCACGGACAUUCAAGAGAUUCAGUGGCCUAAUGGGUGAGCGUUGAGCCUGUGGGGCACCAGCCCAACCAUUGCUAACCAGUCUUAUCCUGCUGCUCAGUGCAAUUGCUUCACAAAUUAUCGAUCCGCAGUGUCAAGGGAAGCGAAAAGCUUCUCAAAGUCAUUCGGAAUCCCGUGACAGAUUACUUCCCGCCCAACACCCGCAAGAUAAGUGCGUCCCAAGCCUCAACAAUUCAGAGGCAUGUACGCUUGAUGUUUCUCUUGCAUUGCUGACAAGCAAUACCAACCUGUUGUGCAGCUUUGUCGUUCGAUGCGCCGGUUCAAAGACUUUCCAACUACCUCUCUAACGGCAUUCCCUCCGAUCAUUCGAUCGCGGUCUUCGUCGGGGCUAUGGCACACGGCAAAGACAGCUUUGCGGAUAGCAUCGUCGAUGAGAAGAUCAGCAUCAGCGAGUACUCUCUGAGCGCAAGUGUUGCUUGUGGCAAGGUGAGUUUUCAUGCGUGCCUGUAGCUGUGCAGGACCACUUAGAGCUUCGCGUCAGCGCAUCCACUAGCGACUGAUCAAACGCGGCGCCCUUCUUUGCCUUUUAGUUCUGCUGUGCCCUUGAGGAUUUUUGGGGCGUCAUCUAG
Molecule: messenger RNA, 1569 nt
Organism: Ceraceosorus bombacis
Lineage: Eukaryota; Fungi; Basidiomycota; Exobasidiomycetes; Ceraceosorales; Ceraceosoraceae
Source: the annotation of a GenBank genome assembly